AUGGCGCCCAGCUCUGACCGUACUAUCAUCGAUCGUGCAAAUGGAUCUGUCGAGGAGAACCAGUCCAAGAGUGAAGAUAAGAUGAAUGAUGUCGUCGAACCAUCUGAGGCGUCGAAAUCAUCUGCAUAUGCCGUUGCUCAUGUAACCAUGCCGGAGUGGAUCAAUAUCAUAGCCAUGAUAAGUCUCAUCUUUGGCGGGUGUUGUGCCAAUGCUUUUGCACUGGAAGCUAUCGUCAAAGAGGCACCGGGCAGUGGUACUUUGAUUACAUGUACACAGUUCUUCCUGACAUCUUUGUUCAACCUGAGACGUCAUGUGGAUAUCUCCAGAGGCAUCAGAAAUCUCUACCUGAAACCUCGUGCUAUCCCUCUUCAGAGAUGGCUUCUGUAUACAGUCAUGUUCUUGACAAUCAAUAUGCUCAACAAUAAAGCCUUCGACUACAAGAUUUCCAUACCUCUGCACAUCAUUCUUCGCAGUGCUGGCCCAGUGUUCACGAUGGCGGUGGGCUACCUGUCCGGCAAACGUUACUCAAUACUUCAGGUCGUUGCAGUUACCUUCCUCUUCCUCGGUGUUGUUCAGGCCGCUGUUGCAGAUGCCGCGUCCAAGGGAGCGCAAAUAUCCCUCGUUCAGUCUGGCACAACGUCCCAAUCCGAUUUCAUUGUUGGUUUUGGUAUUCUUUACCUAGCGAUGCUGUGCUCGGCAGUUAUGGGCGUCUACACAGAUCGAACAUACGCCAAAUAUGGCCGAGAUCACUGGAGGGAGAACCUUUUUUACAGUCAUACUCUUUCGCUGCCCUUCUUCAUGCUGUACUGGCCGGAUCUAAUGACACAGUCCCAAACACUUCUAUCAUCACCCUCGAUGACCAAUUUUAUGGCAGCUCAGCAUCAAGUCUUAGUGCCUGACAUGUUUCACCAGUUGCUGGCGAGGACACCUGUUCAGCUGGUCAUGCUUUUGCUGAAUGGUAUGACGCAGUACCUCUGCAUAAGAGGCGUCAACUUGCUUUCUGCUCGCAGCUCUUCUCUUACCGUCACCAUCGUGCUUAAUGUGCGAAAGCUUAUCAGCCUGAUACUCUCUAUAUGGCUAUUCGGGAAUAGUCUAGCGCCAGGCGUGGUUUUCGGUGCAUUUUUGGUCUUCAUUGGAGGCGGUCUUUAUGCUGUACCAGCUCAAAGAGCUGGCUCGAAACCAAAGCAUCAUGCAAAGAAAGAGCUGUAA
Molecule: messenger RNA, 1209 nt
Organism: Endocarpon pusillum Z07020
Lineage: Eukaryota; Fungi; Ascomycota; Eurotiomycetes; Verrucariales; Verrucariaceae
Exons: 1
Coding region: 1-1209 (402 amino acids)
Biological process (GO): transmembrane transport
Cellular component (GO): Golgi membrane; endoplasmic reticulum membrane
Molecular function (GO): UDP-N-acetylglucosamine transmembrane transporter activity
Source: RefSeq, a predicted model, not a curated record